AUGUCUAGUAAAGCAUCACAAACACCACUUACAAAUGAACAAAUAGUAGCUCAAUACAAAGAGAUGAAGCAACAACAACAAGCUAUCAUCACAAAGUUGUCUGAAAUCGAAUCAGAUGCAAGCGAAUAUAGUUUGGUUAUUAGUGCGAUUGAAAACCUUGAACCAUCAAGAAAGUGUUUUAGAAUGGUUGGAGGUGUUUUGGUAGAAAGAACUGUUGGAGAAGUAUUGCCAUCUGUAAAAGCAAAUAGAGACGGAAUUAAAGAUGUUGUAAAGAAGCUUGAAGAACAAUUACAACAACAAACUAAAGAAUUAACAAACUACGCUACCAAAUAUAAUAUUAAAUUCCAACCUUCCUCUUAA
Messenger RNA from Cavenderia fasciculata, 360 nucleotides. It is a transcript of the gene pfdn2, whose product is annotated as prefoldin beta-like domain containing protein. Gene Ontology annotation, biological process: protein folding. NCBI's taxonomy places the organism in Eukaryota, Evosea, Eumycetozoa, Acytosteliales, Cavenderiaceae. Gene Ontology annotation, cellular component: cytoplasm; prefoldin complex. The coding region runs from base 1 to 360 and encodes 119 amino acids. The transcript is spliced from 3 exons. The record is from RefSeq and is a predicted model, not a curated record. Gene Ontology annotation, molecular function: protein folding chaperone.